UACAACCCCACGUACGUUUCCCAGUUCAAACUCUCCAAACCCUCCCCCUCCUCCUUUAGUAGGUAGAUCCCAUACAUACAGCAAGAGACACAGAUACAGAGAGAGAGAGAGAGAGAGAGAGAGAGAGAGGAGUCGAAGAUGGUGGCGAAGACUCCGACGAAGGCGAAGCGAAUCGCCGCGGCCGCGGCCGCGGCCGCUCUCAAUCCGAAUCUCGUCAGAGAGACACUGAAAAAGGUGGAUCGGUGCGUGGCGCGGCUGCAGGAGCUCCAGUACACGGUCGCAGGCGGGGCCAAAGUCGUCGCCGGCGUCAACCUCAGCCCCCGCAGCACCCGCGGAUACCUCCGGACCAGCCUCCGCUGCAAGCAGGAAACCCUGAGGAUGAGGACCACCACAUCCGCAUCCGCUAAGAAAUCCCCACCCGGGAAAUUCCAAUGCUCAAUUAACGGGGAGUGGCGCCGAAUGUCCCUACCUGCCAUGCUAAUAGGAGAGACUGUGGUGGAGAUCCUACAAGCCACCGAAUUUGCGAAAAAAGUCGUCGCCGCCGCCGCUGUCGCCGCAGCAACGAAGGUCGCAGGCGGCGACCCGAAAACCCCUCACACGAAGAAAAGGAGCAGCUGCAAUCCGCCGGCCGAGUCGACCCCCCUCCGGUCUCGGCGGAUGAGGGAGAAGCAAUCCCUCCGCCGGGCCGCCCGAUCGGAGUCCUCCGCCGCCGGGGGCUCCUCCCCGCCCCUCCACCGCGCCCGGGUCCGCAUCCGGUUCAAGCCAGACUCCCCCCCGCGGCCGUCUGUAGCUGCGAACCGGGUCUCGCCGAGAAACCGGCCGUGGGCGCGGAAGGCGGUGCUCUUCCCCAACCCUCUCUUCCUCCCCAACUCUUCUACUUCCCCCUCCUCGUCAUCACACAAGCAGAGGUUCUACAAGACCAGGUCCCCCAUCAUUGGCACCACUGCGGCUGCUAGGAGGAAGAAGGAAUUUCAACAAACACCUCAUAAGUUUGCGAUCAAGUCGCCGCCGGGGAAGUCGCUGCAGUCGCAUCUCGCGUCGAAGAAGGCGGUCCCCGCAGCGGCCCUCAGAUCGCCCCCGCUGCGGGCCCGGCGGUGCUCGUUCUCGCCGUCGAAGCUGGCGAGUCGGUUGGUGUCUCCACUGAGAACAAGGAUGAUGGUUGCUGUUCGGCGGAGUAGUGAGGGGUUGAAGCAGAGGCCUAUUUUUAGCACUCCUGUGAGGGUUUCUUCAAGCAGGGGAGGGGGUUCUGAGCUUCGCGGGAGAGCAGAAAAUAAGUUCCGGUGAAAGCGGAGAGUUCUGUUGUUUGGUUUGACGAAAGUGGUAUAAAGUGGCAUAAAAAGGUGGCGGGAGUAUUUGGACGGUAACCAUCAUAUUUGAUUUGAUAUAAGGGAGAGGAGAAAUAAGUUUCGGCAAAAAUGUAAGUUCUGAUAUUUGGUCUGAUGAAAGUAAGUUAAAGUGACGAAGUUGCGGUUUCGACGAACCCUCACUUCACCUGCGAAUAACUAACUGUGAAAUGGCUGCGAAGCCGUCUUCCUCUGCAGAUGAAUAUUGAGAGGCACCAAACAGAGCUCUGAAUGGAUGUCUUUGUACAUGUUUUGGAUGAUUCUUUAUUAAUGUUGUGUUGAUGGGUACUUAUGUUUACAGAAAUCAAAUCAAUUAGACAA
Molecule: messenger RNA, 1664 nt
Organism: Ananas comosus (pineapple)
Lineage: Eukaryota; Viridiplantae; Streptophyta; Magnoliopsida; Poales; Bromeliaceae
Product: microtubule-binding protein TANGLED1
Exons: 4
Coding region: 139-1284 (381 amino acids)
Biological process (GO): regulation of phragmoplast microtubule organization
Molecular function (GO): microtubule binding
Source: RefSeq, a predicted model, not a curated record